This is a messenger RNA of Ilex paraguariensis (yerba mate), 483 nucleotides long. NCBI's taxonomy places the organism in Eukaryota, Viridiplantae, Streptophyta, Magnoliopsida, Aquifoliales, Aquifoliaceae. The record is from the annotation of a GenBank genome assembly.
AUGGCAACAGAGAAAAACCAAGAUGAAAUGCUACCAUCAGCUGCUGCCACGACUCCAGCCAUGGCAUCAUGUCGAAAAAAGAAGUCCACGGAUGCCACUUUCUUGGAGGAUUUGAAGGAUCACAUGGAUGAGUUUAUUUAUGCUUCCAUGGACGAACACAAAACUUGCUUUAAGAAGACCAUCCAGAAGGUAUUACUGAGAAUGGCAACAGAGAAAAACCAAGAUGAAAUGCUACCAUCAGCUGCUGCCACGACUCCAGCCAUGGCAUCAUGUCGAAAAAAGAAGUCCACGGAUGCCACUUUCUUGGAGGAUUUGAAGGAUCACAUGGAUGAGUUUAUUUAUGCUUCCAUGGACGAACACAAAACUUGCUUUAAGAAGACCAUCCAGAAGAUGUUUGGAAUGUCAAAAGUUGUUGCUGAAAGGAGUUCCAAGGCGAAGGAAGUUGAAAGUUCUUUGCCCCUUCAAACAACCUUGUCUGAAUAG